AUGUUUUGCAUUCGGCGCAAACGCAAGACGGAUGAAGAAGAAUGGAGUGCUGCAGCCUUCAAGCGUCAGUCUGCCAUCCUUGUGGACGACCCAGAACCGCAACCACCUUAUAACCCUCGCCCACCAACCAUGAUCGAACGUCACAAUGCAUCCCCUGCAUUAGCCGCUCAACGCAGCUAUCAGAACUAUUAUGGUGGUUAUGGUCAACAAGCUGCGUACGGGUCUCCUGAAAAUAUGCAUGCUGGCUCUCCUCCCCCGACGCAGCCGCAUGUUCAGAUGGCAAUGGGAUAUGCCCCUCACGAUGACCACAGCCAGCUCGCUAGGCAACCGUCCAAUGCAACAUAUUUGUCUCGUCAACCAGCCACUGCAGGAUACGACGAUCCUCAGGCUCACUAUGUUAAUCUCAAUCGUUCCAGUGUAACUCCGUUCCAAGCGGCACAAUAUGCCGAUAUAUCUCGUCAACUCGGCGGUGACGUUAUGUCUCCAUCCAAGCCUGUGGAUGCUACUCCCCUGCCUAGCCCCUUCGACGACGAAGUGGAAGAAACCUACCCCACGCAUGAUGCUGCGCCUCGUGCACUUUCUCCCGCUCACGUUGCUGAUUCACAUGCCGCCGCCAGCACGGCGUCCGCACAUGAGCCGGCCCCAGCGUCUCGCGGGCGAGAGAUCACCAAUGCUAAGCGGCCCGAUACCGUAUACACCAUGUACGAUGAAGGCGAUGCUUAUGAUGGCAUCUAA
Molecule: messenger RNA, 735 nt
Organism: Suillus paluster
Lineage: Eukaryota; Fungi; Basidiomycota; Agaricomycetes; Boletales; Suillaceae
Exons: 2
Coding region: 1-735 (244 amino acids)
Source: RefSeq, a predicted model, not a curated record